Molecule: messenger RNA, 2697 nt
Organism: Drosophila subpulchrella
Lineage: Eukaryota; Metazoa; Arthropoda; Insecta; Diptera; Drosophilidae
Product: probable protein phosphatase CG10417
Exons: 4
Coding region: 426-2324 (632 amino acids)
Biological process (GO): protein dephosphorylation
Molecular function (GO): protein serine/threonine phosphatase activity; cation binding
Source: RefSeq, a predicted model, not a curated record
AGAUAGUAAAUCUCUCUGUUCGCAUAUAGAACAACCUAAGGUUGAAAUCUUACAGAUAAUCUUCUUAAAAUAUUUGUUUAUUUUUAGUUAAAAAAUCGGCUUUGGUUUGAUAGAAUUACCUAUACGUAUAAGCUAAGGCUCUAUCAAGCAAAUUUUUUAUAUUUUUGAAUCACUUAAAAGCAAAAAAAAAAACACGAUAACUUUCUGUUUUUCCAAAUGAAAAUUAAGCAUUUUUUAAUAUAACAAAUAAAAUAUCAAGAAUAAUAGGGAGAAACCGACUACGGGAAGAAAACAAAUUUAUCCUUUCCACGCUUGCGCUGGUAGGACAUUGAUUUUCUGCUUAAAAGCCAUUAACUAAAAGACGGAGCGUGACUUCGCAGUUCGUAACCUCUUAUAAUACUCGAAAAAAAAAUUAAUAUUGCAAUAUGGGCGCCUACUUGUCACAACCGAAGACGGAUAAAGCGUCUACAGAUGAAUUUAAUGAGUUGCUUGUCGUGGGUGCCAGCUCCAUGCAGGGAUGGCGGAACAGCCAAGAGGAUGCACACAAUUCUAUUUUAAAUUUCGACAAAAAUACCUCGUUCUUUGCCGUGUAUGAUGGACACGGUGGAGCGGAGGUUGCACAAUAUUGUGCCGACAAGUUUCCAGAGUUCCUCAAAAACCUUGAAACUUAUAAAAAUGGACAACUUGAAGUAGCACUCAAAGAUGCAUUUUUGGGAUUUGACAAAACGCUGCUAGAUCCAUCGGUAGUCGGCAUACUAAAAGAAUUGGCAGGCGAACAUAACUUUGUCGAUGAUGAGGAAGAUUACGGAGAUGGUGAAGAUUUGGCAGAGUUGCAAGAGGAGAGCAAUUUGCCACUUAAUAAAGUUUUGGAAAAAUACAAAGGGCUACCGCAGACACACGAUUUGGUCAUUAUGAAACCGGGGAACGAAGAGAAUUUAAAAUUGUUUUCGCCUUACUUGCGCGGUCGUCGAGCUGCAGCACUAGCCGCCGAAGCUGUUAAUAAGGCCGUAAUGGACCCCACAGCUGAGCCAGAUGGUUCUUCUACUUCAGCUGCAGCAGCUGCUGCAAUACAGAACCCAAUAUACGAAGCUACUGACAGUAUUAACAACGGCAGCAGUGUCAACCAAUUAUGCGUCGAUAAUGUCUCAUUCAAAAAUGAGUCUUGUGAUGAUCAGAUCGAAGAAUCGAAUGAGAUGAUCUUUAAGCAAGAGGUGGUAGCUUGUUCAGAGCCUAUGGGAACGAUAGCAAUUGAAAAAGGAAACACCACCGAAUCAAAUAAAUUAACCAAAUCUGGAUCUAACGACAUCAGCAAAGUAAAUAGAAAUAGACCAUCUUUAAAAAGCGAGAUCACGAUUUCAUCCACCAGUAACGAAUUUGAAAAGGUUGAAAAAAAAUAUAAUUCUCAAGAAGAUGAGUCAACAGAUGAUGAUGACUAUGAAGAAAAUGACUUGGUCGAGAGUCCCGAUAUUUCCUCCGGAGAAAGCUCCGAGGACUGUGCUGCAAACGACGAUGACGAUACAAAUGAGGUUAGUGAUGAAGAUGAGACGGAUGAGGAUCAGAGGGCUAAUGAUAAUUUUUGCGCCAAUAUGAUUGAAGAACCUGGCAAAGAUAGUGGAUGUACUGCUGUUGUCAGUUUGUUACAUGGUCGAGAUCUGUAUGUGGCAAACGCAGGAGACUCUCGAUGUGUCAUAUCUCGCAGUGGUCGAGCUAUUGAAAUGAGUCUCGAUCACAAGCCUGAAGAUGUCGAAGAAGCCUCGCGCAUUAUUAGGGCAGGUGGUCGCGUCACUCUUGAUGGCCGCGUAAACGGUGGCUUAAAUUUGUCUCGAGCUCUUGGAGACCACGCUUACAAAACCAAUCUUGAAUUGCCAGCUGAAGAACAAAUGAUAUCUGCUUUACCAGACAUCAAGAAGCUAAUUAUCACGCCAGAGGACGAGUUCAUGGUAUUGGCAUGUGAUGGUAUAUGGAACUAUAUGUCCAGCAAGGAAGUCAUUGACUUUGUACGGUUCAGACUAAAAGAUAAAAGCAAGAAAUUAUCAAACAUUUGUGAAGAGCUUUUUGAUAAUUGUUUAGCUCCCAAUACAAUGGGUGAUGGGACUGGUUGCGACAACAUGACUGCUGUGAUUGUAAGGUUCAAGGAACAGCUACAAGAGGUAGAGGCUGCUAUUCAUCCAAUCGAAACAGACAAUUUUUUGGUUAACACAUAUACGCCAAUUGAAAAAGUUUCAAACGUGAAAACUGACCAGAGUGCGAUAAAGAGGCGCGCUUCGCCAGAAACCGUUGCUGGAGACACAAAUUUAAAAAAAAAAUUGAAUCUAAAUGGUUAAAAAGCAACAAAGAGAAGAAAGAAAGCCCUAUCGUGAAGCCCUAAUAAGUCGCUAUUGUUGUUUAUUAUUUGAAAUUCGAAAAUGCUGUCGACAUAUUCAACAUCUGAUUGUACCGUACAUUUUACUUAUAGUAAUUGCAACUCAUAGUGUUAAGUUCAAAGACCGGAAAACAUUUAAAAAAUCUAUUGACGGCAGAUUUAUGAAAACAAUUAUUCAUAAGAGUAUAUUUUAAUUCUAUUUAAAUUCUAUUAAAUUCUUUCUUUCAUAAACUAUAAAGACCAAUUGAAGUGAACUAUUCAUAAUGAACUGAACUUUAGGAAUACGUACUCAAAUUACUCUAGCUUACAAAAUAAAUUCCAUGUAAUGCUCCCCA